UAUGGGCCCAGCUUGCUCAUUCGAUAUUGCAAGUUCAUGAGUAAUCCCGGAACAUACAUACAUCACCAUGACCUCCGUAUUUGAAGACUUUGAACAAGGCCAGCGAAUUGGCUCUGGCCCUCUUCUCGCAGCGGCUCUCACUCCCGUUGCCCCCGCCGAAUACCCCGAGCGACUCCAAUCAUUCUACCGCUUCUCCAAUGCCGCGCGCGUUACUGCAGAUCUUCGCUAUACCCUCUUUCAGGCUAGUGGCUUGAAAUUACCGAAGCAAGAACAGAAUGCUUGGAUUGAUAUCUUUUCUGCCUAUUGGACCGCAGUUGGAGAGAUCACCAAGUUCACGGAUUCUCCGUCGAACGCGAGCUGGGUCAGGGUCUUCAACUCUUGGAAAGACUUGGCAAAUAUCCUCAUCAGAGGUUACUCGAACUUCGGACUUCAGGCGUGGACGGUACCGUGUUUAUAUAUCGUGGGGAAAUACUUACGCACCUUCGCCAUGAAAGCAGACGCUGAACUAUCAUCUCAAGAUUCACUUACAUUUGGCGCCAAUUUCCAAGAUGACAUAGCUGCCGACUUUGAAAAGAGCGCGAAACUUGAGGAGUCGGCUCGUAUUAUCAACCGGAUGUUUACUUUGUGCCUUAGCGACAGGGCAUCGAUUGAGGAGUCGCGCAAAUGGGGAAUAUACAAUACAACCAAUCUAUUGUUCAAGACCUAUUUUAAGAUCAACUCUGUUUCUCUUUCCAAGAACCUGCUUCGUGCGCUCAACGCUUCGUCAGCGGAUCUCCCAGAUAUGGAGGUCUUCCCUAAAUCUCACAUAGUUACUUUUAAAUAUUAUGUUGGAUUGAUUCAUUUCCUGGAUGAAAACUAUGCAGAGGCUGAAGAGCACCUAGCAUACGCUUGGAAUAUGUGCCACAAAAAUGCAAUCAAGAAUAAAGAGCAGAUCCUCCUCUAUCUUAUCCCCUGCCACCUUGUCACAACGCAUACUUUACCUAGCAAAAGGCUUCUUGCCCCAUUUCCCAGGCUUGAGAAGCUGUUCCGUCCCCUUUGUAGCUGUAUCAUGAAGGGCGAUCUCAAUGGCUUCGAUAAUGCUAUGGCAGCAGGAGAAGAAGAAUUUGUUAAGCGGCGCAUCUAUCUGCCUCUUGAGAGGGGACGUGACAUAGCAUUGCGGAAUCUCUUCCGAAAGGUCUUCAUUGCCGGAGGCUUCGAAGAAUCCAAGGAGGGCCAGCCACCAAUUCGACGUACACGUGUCCCAGUUUCCGAAUUCGCAGCAGCGCUGAGAAUAGGCACCCAUGCUGAUGAUAGAUCUCGUGUUGACAUUGACGAGGUUGAGUGUCUGUUAGCGAACCUUGUCUACAAAGGCCUUAUGAAAGGUUAUAUUGCUCGUGAGCGCGGCAUGGUUGUUCUGAGCAAGGGCGGCACGGCGUUCCCAGGAACAGGUGUUUAGUAUCUUACAGCCAGCUUGAGACGAGAAGCACUAUGCUCCUGAUUAUCUUCCUAUAUCACUUACAUACACUGUGACCAGAACUUGUGACCAGAACUUACGACCACAACAGUAUCACUUUCCACACGACCCUGAAUGCAGAUCGUCGAGUUAUUAACUUGUGCUGCCCGGGCGUCUAUGACUUGGUCACCUGGACCUUGGUGACUUUGCGUUGCACACAAACUUUACCCUAGUCUACCAUCUAUAUAACAUUUGGUGACUAGAUUUGUGACAUACCUCACGCGACAUGAACAGUAGUGCAUUGCAAAGGAUUACUGAGUGAUAGCCACUCAGAAACUUGUUACCCCAUUGAUCAUUUCGAUGAAAGGGCGAAGAGAGAGAGAGAGAGAUAGCAUUUUCAAUGAACAUACAAUAGAUGCGUCAUGAUUUAUGACAUUUAGAUGCCUUGUAUUGGUAAUUCAAUUUUGACAUUGUACCGAGAAAG
Molecule: messenger RNA, 1916 nt
Organism: Aspergillus alliaceus
Lineage: Eukaryota; Fungi; Ascomycota; Eurotiomycetes; Eurotiales; Aspergillaceae
Gene: csn12
Product: protein csn12
Exons: 6
Coding region: 68-1435 (455 amino acids)
Biological process (GO): transcription elongation by RNA polymerase II; post-transcriptional tethering of RNA polymerase II gene DNA at nuclear periphery; poly(A)+ mRNA export from nucleus
Cellular component (GO): transcription export complex 2
Molecular function (GO): RNA binding; double-stranded DNA binding
Source: RefSeq, a predicted model, not a curated record